AUGGACGUCUCCAACAACCGACUCUUCCGCUUCUCCAAGCCAGAAUGGCUCAAUAACUCCGCCGUCCGCAAUGCAGGCGUCUACACCUCCGGCGCACUGUUCGCCGCAGGCUUCUUCUUCCUCAUCGAUGUAGCCGCCUUCUCGCACAGCCCGCGCAACGGCUCAGAAGUACACAUCAAGUUCGUCGAUUGGAUCCCCGGUAUCUGUUCCGCGCUGGGCAUGCUGGUUAUCAAUUCGAUUGAAAAGUCCCGGUUGCAAGCCGAUAGCUUCAGCUACAGUGGGAGUGGGGUUGCGUGGAAGGCGCGCUUUGUGCUGUUCUUAGGCUUUGCGCUUUUGGCGGGUGGUUUGGCGGGGAGUGUUACGGUUAUGGUACUUAAGUAUCUCAUUAAGGAUUACCCGAUUCAAACGCUUUACUUUGGUAUUGCGAACGUGGUUGCGAAUGGUCUGGUUAUGCUAAGUUCCAUCGUUCUCUGGGUAUCGCAGAACAUCGAGGAUGACUACACCUACAAUCUUGCUCUGUGA
This is a messenger RNA of Penicillium argentinense, 522 nucleotides long. Its product is annotated as UPF0220 family protein. NCBI's taxonomy places the organism in Eukaryota, Fungi, Ascomycota, Eurotiomycetes, Eurotiales, Aspergillaceae. Gene Ontology annotation, biological process: protein targeting to vacuole; late endosome to vacuole transport via multivesicular body sorting pathway. Gene Ontology annotation, cellular component: Vps55/Vps68 complex; fungal-type vacuole membrane. The record is from RefSeq and is a predicted model, not a curated record. The transcript is spliced from 4 exons. The coding region runs from base 1 to 522 and encodes 173 amino acids.